This is a messenger RNA of Naegleria fowleri, 4188 nucleotides long. RefSeq lists its product as uncharacterized. NCBI's taxonomy places the organism in Eukaryota, Heterolobosea, Eutetramitea, Acrasida, Naegleriidae. Gene Ontology annotation, molecular function: ribonuclease III activity; protein binding; RNA binding. Gene Ontology annotation, biological process: RNA processing. The transcript is spliced from 2 exons. The record is from RefSeq and is a predicted model, not a curated record. Bases 1 to 4188 code for a protein of 1395 amino acids.
AUGCAGAGUCCUUCUUCCUCUCUCCCAACAGAAAAUAAUCACCACCACCACCACUCGAACCACCACUCGAACCACCACUCGAACCACCACUCGAAUCACCACUCGAACCACCACUCGAACCACCACUCGAAUCACCACACACGAUCACUCUCUCAUUAUGGUCAACUCAAUAAUCAUCAAAAUGAUGGCAAUGAUCGAUUGUAUCAUGUCUAUCAAAUACAAUUCACAUCUCCAUCUUCCUCUUCUUUAAAACAUGUAUUUCUAUUUCCAACCAUUCCCAUCGACAAGUUUUCGAAUAUCAUUAACCAUGAUCAUCACACUACUACAACUAAUAAUCAUCAUCACACUAUUACUACUACUACUACUACUAAUAAUAAUAAUAACAACAAUAAUAAUAGAAUUACACAACAAAGAGAAUUACAAUGUUUUAUCAUGUUAUCAUUGUUUAAAUUUGAUAUUUGUGAUUUGGAUGUUUUAAGAAAAGAUGGAUUAUCCAUUGAUGGUUCAUUUAAAUAUUUAUGUCCAUUGAAAUUAACCAAUGAUAAUGUUGAGUUUAUUGUUAAUAUUCAUAAUUACUAUUUAUCAAUUAUUGGAAAGGAUAAAAAUAAUUACAUGAAUAUUCACUCGAUUAUUCAAUCUGAGUCACCACUCAUUGAAGAUUACAAACAUUUAUUUAUUUUACCUAUUUUUACUCACAAAGAUGGAUCUUGUAUUUCAUUUGACACAUUGAAUCAUCAUCAAUCAUUUGAAACAUUAAAUCAUCCUUAUGAAAAUUCUUUAUUAACAUUUAAUGAAUUUAAUCAUCUUCUAGGUAUUGAAUAUAAUUUACAUGAGGAACAAGUGAUGAAUUUAAAACAAUACUUGAUACAACAAUUACAUUCUUAUUUUCCACAUAUUGAACCAAAUCAACUCUUUAAAUAUGUGAGAGAUCAUUAUGAUCAUCCUAUUCAACAACAACAACAACAACACCAUCAACAACAACAACAACUCGAUGAUCAUCCUAUUCAACAACAACAACAACACCAUGUUGAUCAACAACUCGAUAAUCACACUUGUACAUCCAAAGAAUCCUUUCAUCAUUCAUCAAUUUCAAAUAUUCUCUCACAAAUUUUAAAAGAAUUACAAUUUACAGUGGUCAUGACGAGUUACAAUCAAGUACCUUAUGUGAUUGAAUCCAUUGAUUUUGUAACAAGUAUUCAUGAUUGGAUCACAUUGACGAAUCGAUCUCACUUGUUGACUAGUAGUACAUGUAGUAGUACUGCUACUAGUCUAGAUCAUGGUGUUGUUGUUGAUAGUAGUACUAGUAGUAGUACUAGUAGUAGUAAUGAUGAUGAUGAUGAUUUGCAACAAGUGAUCAAACACCACUCAUCACAAGUUGAUUCAAGUGUUACUACCACCUCUAUGAAUACCACUAUGAAUACCACCACCACCACCCUUAUCACCACCACCUCUAUGAAUACCAUUUCAUUUAAAGAUUUCUAUAAGAAACAAUGGAAUUAUGAUAUACAAGAUGAAUAUCAACCAUUAAUUAAGGUUACUAAUUGUGAAUAUAGAAAAGUGAAUGAAUUACUUUUGAAUCAUUUGAAGAAUUUGGAUCACAGAGUUCAUUCUGUAAUUGUUCCUUCUUGUCAUCAUAGUACCACUCCUUUGACCACCAUUAUCACUCAGACCACCACUCGUACCACCACCUCUGAUGCUAUUGAGACUAUCUUGAUGAGUGAUGAUGAUGCUAUUGAGACAUUUACAAGUCACAAUAAUAAUAACAUCAACAUUCACAACACAAAUCUCAUCAACAACAAUAGUCAUCCUAGUAGUAUCAUCAACAACAAUAGUCAUUCUACUACUAGUAAUAGUACUGGUGAUACUACUACUACUCUUGCAACUAGUUCAUCGACGACGAGUAGUAAUAAUGAUCAUCAUCAUACCAUUCUUCUCAUUCCCGAGCUCUCUGUGUGGUGUCCAUAUCUUGAUAGGAAUAUCAAAACAAUUAUUCGAUUACUGAAUGAUCGAAUCAUUCCACAUGUUGUUUCUAUUUCAAGACAUGUUCAUGUGACAUUGAAUGAAUUUGAAAAUGUCAUACAAUUGCAAUUCACAAAUAGAGAUUUAUUGAGACAAGCUUUAACUCAUAUGAUGACUAAAAGUAGUAAUACUAAUAAUAACAAUGGUAAUAGCAAUGGUAAUACUAAUAGCAAUUACAAUAAUAAUACAACUACUACAAAUAUUUCUGCCACUCUAACUCCAAAUGGAACUCUCCAAUACACCAACAUUUACACCACCACUGCUGAUCGUUUAGAAUUUUUAGGAGAUGCCAUUCUAGAUAUGGUCAUUUCACAUUUCCUUUUUGAGAAUUUCAAAACAGGAACAGAAUCUUUUCUUUCACAAACUCGAAGUUUAAUGGUUAAAAAUUCAACACUUCAACAAAUUGCAUUGAAAAUGAAUUUAAUCGAUUACAUGUUGUAUGCACCUCGACAGAGAAAUGUUUUAAUUCAAAGUGAGAGAGCACUUGCUGAUACUCUUGAAGCUAUGAUUGGUGUUAUAUUUUUAGAUCAAGGAUUACAAACAUGUGCUCAAUUUAUUAAGAAAUAUAUUAUAUUACCAUUUAUAGAAACUAAAUUUAAAAAGAUGAAAACAUUUCAAAAAUAUGCAUUCCAUUCAUUUGAAAUACCCUAUCUAUUAGAAUUUAAAUUAAAUGAUCAAGUAUUGAAUCAUUUAAAAGAAUUUGAAUCUAAAAUAUUAGGAGUUGAAUUUAAUAACAAAUUUCUAUUAUUAGAAGCAUUAACACAUUCAUCAUUUAAAUCUGAAUAUCUAGUUAAAGAUUCAAAUGAUCCUAUUCUAUCUCAUACAUUUUACAAGUGUAAUUAUGAACGAUUAGAAUUUCUAGGAGAUGCCAUUCUAAAAUUUGUGACUUGUAUAUUUCUAUAUAUGGGAUUUCCAAAUGCAAAUGAAGCUCAAUUAACACAAGCCAAACAUUUAACAGUAGAUAAUACCUAUUCAUUACCAAUGGCAUCUGAAUCAUUGAAUUUAUUACAAUACAUUCGACAACAUGUAUGUGAUGUGAGUGGUGGUUCGAGUGGUUCGAGUGGUGGUGGUGGUGAUGGUGGAAAUACAACCACAAGUCAAAGCACUGAACAAAGAACUAGUACUACUACUACUACUACUCAUCAACAUUUAUUAAGAAUUGAAAAGGAUUUAGUGAGUGAUGUCUUUGAAUCUCUCAUUGCUGCCAUUUAUUUAGAUCAAGAUGGAUUUAUGAAUACCUUUUGUUUUAUUAAUCAUCAUCAAGGGCCUGUGAGUGAUGAUUCAAGUGGUGAUGAUCAUUGUAUCACCACUAAUACUAUCAAUACGAAUACGAAUAUAACUAUUACGACUAUUGAUACUACUAUCUCUACCUAUUGUCCAUUUGUAGACAUUUCCAAUCAAUUCAUUUUCAAACAUUUAUUACAAAAGAGAAUUGAAUCGAUUAAUCCUUCCACGAUACAAGAACCUUACAAGAAUCGAUUACAACAUCUUGUACAGUCACUCUAUGCAACCAGUAUAGGUAGUAGUAGUAGUGGUCGAUCCUCCUCCUUCUUGUCAUCCUUUUUAUUAAAAUCCUCCUUCUCUCUUCCACACUAUGAAACACAAUCCAUUCCACUUCCACCUCCACACAAUGUAUAUUACAUUACCACACUCUAUAUUCAUCAAAUGAAAAUAUCCAUGGGAGAAGGAAUGGAUCGAAAACAAGCUGAAAAUGAAGCAGCAAGAAGAGCAUUUGAAUUUCUCAAUUCUUUGAUACGUGGUGGUGAUGAGAAUGGUGAUGAGAAUGGUAGUGGUGAUGAGAAUGAAGAUGAGGAUAUCCUAUCAAUAUCCCAUUGGAGUGAAUUUGGAAGGAAUCGUGAUUCAACCAGUAUGAAUAGUAAUAGUAGUAGUAGUAGUAGUAGUAUGAAUAGUAGUAAUAGUAGUAGCUAUUCAUCACUGAAUCAACCACCACCACUCGAACCAUCAUCAUCACUCUCCUACAAUCAUGACUUGAUUAAGAAAUUGAGAAAUUCAUUCUAUGAUCACUUGACAUUCAAAUUGAAUCCACCUUCCUCACUACAACAACAACAUGAUGAUGAGGAGUCAUUUAUUACCACUACUACAACGAACAGUCAUUCAUUCCAACAACAGCAGCAAGAAGAAGAAUUAUUACGAGAAUUAUUGAAAUAA